This is a messenger RNA of Pomacea canaliculata, 886 nucleotides long. Its product is annotated as tRNA wybutosine-synthesizing protein 3 homolog. The record is from RefSeq and is a predicted model, not a curated record. The transcript has 7 exons. The coding region runs from base 235 to 864 and encodes 209 amino acids. NCBI's taxonomy places the organism in Eukaryota, Metazoa, Mollusca, Gastropoda, Architaenioglossa, Ampullariidae.
UUAAGGGGAAAUCACUCCUCUUACCAGUCCUUGUAGAGAAGAAAGUACGGACAGUAAACAAAUGUCUCAGCUGUGCAUGUCAAAGACCAGUUUUUGCGACAGAAGAAUCAAUGCUUAUCAGGAACAGAUCUGUCUCGCAAGGGCUCUGUUGACAGCCCGAUUUUUGAUAUCGUCGCUUUUAUCAACGAGCAGCCUGGCUUUUUCACAACCAGCUCUUGUUCUGGGCGCAUCAUCAUGUUUGAUAAUGCAGGUGCAGACAAUAUCAAAAAGAAAGGUUGCCACUGGUUGUAUGUAACACAUGACCAAGCAUGUUUUGAGGAGAUUAAACGCAGUUUACUUUCCUCACAAGGAGCAGCUGUAUUCAAAUUUGAGCCAAUGAUUAUGCAUAUACAAGUCCACACACUUUCUGAUGCACAAAAACUGCAUACAACAGCAGUAGCAUCUGGGUUUAGGAAUUCUGGAAUAAGCAUUGGUGGAAAAGGAAAAAUAAUUGUGGCUGUAAGGAGCACUCACUCUCUGGAAGUUCCUCUUUCUUUUGGUGGACAAGUGCUUGUCUCUGAUGAUUACAUCAAACACCUUGUUGAAUGUGGAAACAAGAAGAUGCAGGAAAACAUGUCAAGAAUUCAGAAAUUUUUCGAACAUUUGCAAGCAAUGGUUGAAAAAAUCAAAAGUGAAUUAUGUGAUGAACAGAAGAAAACCAGAAUUAAGCAGGAACCUCUGUCUAGGAGGAAUGGUGCAGGUAAUCUUCAACAGACUUCAGUUGUGCCAAGCAGGAGCUCAGAAUCAGAACUAUUAGCCAUGAAAUCAAAUGAUCUUGCCAGCUUAGAAGAUGACUUCAGUGAAUGGUUAUUUACAGAAACUUAGGAAAUAAAAUAUCAAAAAUAUU